AUGUCAUUCUUUCAUUCUUUCUUUCUUUCUUUCUUUUCUCUCUUCUUACUUUGCUUGUUUCUUUCCAUCGUUUUCAUACUUCAUAUCCUCCUAUAUUUCCAUAUCCUCCUGUUUUUUAACCUUUCUUUCUUUCUUUCUUUCUUUUCUUUCUUUCUUUUUACUUUCAGCAUUCUUUUUCUGACCCUCUUUAUUUUUCUUUAUGCAUUUCUGAUAUUUCUCUUCUUUCUUUCCUUCUUUUUUCUUUCUUUCUUUUUUCUUGCUUUAAUGACAUUUUACCAGACACUAUAUUUCUUCUUUCUUUCUGUCACUCUUUCUACACCUGUCUUGUACAUAUGUUUGCAAUUUCUCGUUCCUUAUUUUCGUGUUUAUUCCUUCACUCCCCAACUCCUCUUCUCUUUCCAUCAUGAAUUCCUUCCCGUUUUUCUAAAAUUUUCUUUCCUUCAUGGUUACAUCAUUCUGUUUGUAUCUAUCUAUCUAUCUAUCUAUCUAUCUAUCUAUCUAUCUAUCUAUCAAAGGCUGUUUAUAUCUAUCUAUCUAUCUAUCUAUCUAUCUAUCUAUCUAUCUAUCUAUCUAUCUAUCAAAGGCUGUUUAUAUCUAUCUAUCUAUCUAUCUAUCUAUCUAUCUAUCUAUCUAUCUAUCUAUCUAUCUAUCUAUCUAUCUAUCACUUUGUCCAGAUCUAUCUAUCUAUCUAUCUAUCUAUCUAUCUAUCUAUCUAUCUAUCUAUCUAUCUAUCUAUCUAAGGCUGUUUAUAUCUAUCUAUCUAUCUAUCUAUCUAUCUAUCUAUCUAUCUAUCUAUCUAUCACUUUGUCCAGAUCUAUCAAAGGCUGUUUAUAUCUAUCUAUCUAUCUAUCUAUCUAUCUAUCUAUCUAUCUAUCUAUCUAUCUAUCUAUCUAUCUAUCUAUCUAUGACUUUGUCCAGAUCUAUCUAUCUAUCUAUCUAUCUAUCUAUUCAUCUAUCUAUCUAUAUAAGGCUGUUUAUAUCUAUCUAUCUUCUAUCUAUCUAUCUAUCUAUCUAUCUAUCUAUCUAUCUAUCUAUCUAUCACUUUGUCCAGAUCUAUCAAAGGCUGUUUAUAUCUAUCUAUCUAUCUAUCAUCUAUCUAUCUAUCUAUCUAUCUAUCUAUCUAUCAAAGGCUGUUUAUAUCUAUCUAUCUAUCUAUCUAUCUAUCUAUCUAUCUAUCAAAGGCUGUUUAUAUCUAUCUAUCUAUCUAUCUAUCUAUCUAUCUAUCCCAUUUUUCAAGAUUUCUGCUUUUCUUAUUUGUUUAUGAAAUUUAUUUCCCUCGCACAAAUAGUUUUCUUUCAUUCUUUCUUUCUUUCUUUCUUUCUUUCUUUCUUUCUUUCAUUCUUUCUUUCUUUCUUUCUUACAAGAUUUCUGCUUUUUUAUUCGUUCACGUGA
Acanthosepion pharaonis is the source of this 1392-nucleotide messenger RNA. The record is from the annotation of a GenBank genome assembly. Lineage: Eukaryota; Metazoa; Mollusca; Cephalopoda; Sepiida; Sepiidae.